Thermothelomyces thermophilus ATCC 42464 is the source of this 1656-nucleotide messenger RNA. RefSeq names its product glycoside hydrolase family 76 protein. The transcript has 2 exons. Lineage: Eukaryota; Fungi; Ascomycota; Sordariomycetes; Sordariales; Chaetomiaceae. Bases 232 to 1656 code for a protein of 474 amino acids. Gene Ontology annotation, biological process: carbohydrate catabolic process; fungal-type cell wall biogenesis. Gene Ontology annotation, molecular function: mannan endo-1,6-alpha-mannosidase activity. The record is from RefSeq and is a predicted model, not a curated record.
GGCCAUCAUGACACUCGUUUGAACCCCUCCGUCACUCGCUUGUUUACUUUCGAUACCCCGCCCUUAUUCCUAGGGCGACUUGCUCAAUAACUACGCAUUUCAGCGUACGAUUAUAUUUUUUUUCUCGAGUCAUUUUUUGCCGCCGCUUUGCUCGCCCGGAAUCGCUCUUCCCCGCCGGUAACGACUCCCCCGGUUCGCCGCAUCAGAGUGUCGUGACCGAAGUUUGGGAGGAUGGCACUAUCACCACCGUCAAACAGUCCUGCGCGAUGGCUGCUAAGCGCUCUUCUUGCGACGAGCAGCUUGCUCCCGGUCGCACAGGGCCAGGGGUACAAGGUUGGCACACCAGACGAAAUUCGGGAAUCUGCACGAACCCUCGCCUACGACCUGAUGCUGUUCUACAAGGGCAAUCAGUCCGGUGAAAUUCCAGGCAUCUUGCCAGGUCCGCCAACAGAGCACAAGGGCGACUACUACUGGUGGGAAGGAGGGGCCAUGAUGGGCACAUACGUCGAUUACUGGUUCCUGACCGGCGACCCGAGUUACAACCACGUCGUCACAGAGGGCAUGCUGCAUCAGGUCGGGCCCAACGCCGACUACAUGCCCCCUAACCACACGGCUUCCCUGGGCAACGACGACCAGGGAUUCUGGGGCAUGUCGGCCAUGCUCGCCGCCGAGAAUAAGUUCCCCAACCCGCCCGAGGACAAGCCGCAGUGGCUCGCGCUCGCCCAGGCCGUCUUUCACACUCAAGCAGCGCCCGACCGCCACGACGGAACGUGCAACGGCGGCCUUCGCUGGCAGGUGCCUCCGACCAACGCGGGAUACAACUAUAAGAACACCAUCGCCAACGCCUGCUUCUUCAACCUGGGCGCCCGCCUGGCCCGCUACACCGAGAACCAGACGUACGCCGACUGGGCCAGCAAGACGUUCCAGUGGCUCUGGGACGUAGGCUACAUCGACCACGAGAGCUGGAAGGUCUACGACGGCGGUCAUGUCGAGCACAACUGCACCGACAUCAACAAGGCCCAGUUCAGCUACAACGCCGCCCUGCUCCUUCACGGGUCCGCCUUCAUGUACAACUACACCAACGGCAGCGAGAUCUGGAGGGAGCGCGUCGACAAGCUGCUCGAGGGCAUCCUCCGCGACUUCUUCCCCGACGGCGUCGCCUUCGAGCUGCCCUGCGAGGGCCGCAAGGGCGCCUGCACCGCCGACAUGCUGUCCUUCAAGGGCUACGUCCACCGCUGGAUGGCGGUGGUGACCAAGCUGGUGCCCGACACGGCCGGGACCAUCCUGCCCGUGCUGCGGACCUCGGCCGAGGCGGCCGCGAGGCAGUGCACGGGCGGCGACACGGGCCGCCGCUGCGGCUUCUACUGGUCCGAGGGCGUCUUCGUCGACCCGGCCGUCGACAAGACCAGCGGCGCCGGCGAGGCCAUGAGCGUGCUCGCCGCCGUGUCCAGCUUGCUCAUCGACGAGGCGCCCCCGCCGGCCACCAACGCCACCGGCAUCAGCAGGGGCGAUCCCAACGCCGGCAGCCGCAGCCGCGGCCCUUCGGAGCCGCUCGCGCCCAUCACCACUGCCGAUCGGGCCGGCGCGGGCAUCCUGACCAUGUUGAUCCUUGGCGGUUUCAUUGGUACCUGGAGCUGGAUGAGCAUCGGUGAUUAA